Messenger RNA from Urocitellus parryii (Arctic ground squirrel), 1413 nucleotides. RefSeq names its product pancreatic lipase-related protein 2-like. Lineage: Eukaryota; Metazoa; Chordata; Mammalia; Rodentia; Sciuridae. Gene Ontology annotation, biological process: phospholipid catabolic process; triglyceride catabolic process. Gene Ontology annotation, molecular function: protein binding; lipoprotein lipase activity; glycerophospholipase activity. The record is from RefSeq and is a predicted model, not a curated record.
AUGCUGCCCUCCUGGACCCUCGGCCUUCUCCUGCUGGCCACUGUCAGAGGGAAAGAGGUCUGCUAUGAACCCUUUGGCUGCUUUUCCAAUGAUAAACCUUGGGCAGGGACCCUUCAGCGGCCUUUAAAGAUAUUUCCCUGGUCUCCAGAAGACAUUGGCACCCGUUUUCUUCUGCACACAAAUGAAAAUCCGGACAACUACCAAGUAAGACUGAUCACUGCUGACCCAAACACCAUUGAUGCUUCAAAUUUCCGACUGGACCGCAAGACACGCUUCAUUAUCCACGGCUUCAUAGACAAGGGGGAGGAGAACUGGCUGCCGGACACGUGCAGGAAAAUGUUUCAAGUGGAGGAGGUGAACUGCAUCUGUGUGGAUUGGAGGAGAGGGUCGCGCACCACAUACACACAAGCGGUCCACAACACUCGGGUCGUGGGGGCGGAGAUCGCUUACCUAGUCCAAGUGCUUUCGACGCAGCUGGACUACAGCCCCGAGGACGUGCAUCUCAUCGGCCACAGCCUGGGCGCGCACAUAGCCGCGGAGGCGGGCAGGAGGCUGGGGGGCCACGUGGGCCGGAUCACAGGGCUGGAUCCAGCAGAGCCAUGUUUCCAGGGCACACCUGAGGAGGUUCGGCUGGACCCAUCGGACGCCAUGUUUGUGGAUGUGAUUCACACGGAUAUUGCUCCCAUAGUCCCUUUCCUAGGUUUUGGAAUGAGCCAAAAGGUGGGCCAUCUGGAUUUCUUUCCAAAUGGAGGAAGGCAAAUGCCUGGAUGUCAGAAAAAUAUCCUUUCAACCAUCGUUGAUAUAGAUGGACUAUGGGAAGGAACCCGCAACUUUGCAGCUUGCAACCACCUACGAAGCUACAAGUAUUAUGGAAGCAGCAUCCUCAACCCCGACGGCUUCCUGGGCUACCCCUGUGCUUCCUAUGACGAGUUCCAGAAGGAUGGCUGUUUCCCUUGUCCAUCUGGAGGAUGUCCCAAAAUGGGGCACUAUGCUGACCAAUUUAAGGGGAAAACCAGCGCUGUGGAACAAACCUUUUUUCUGAAUACAGGAGACAGUGGUAACUUUACCCGUUGGAGAUAUAAGGUAUCAGUCACACUAUCUGGACAAAAGAAAGUGAGCGGGCACAUCAGGAUUGCUCUGUAUGGAAGUAACGGAAACACAGAACAAUAUGAGGUGUUCAAGGGAUCCCUCAAACCAGAUGCAAUCCACGUGCGUGACAUUGAUGUGAAGCUCAAUGUUGGAGAAAUCCAGAAGGUUAAGUUCCUCUGGAACAACAACGUGAUAAAUCUCUUCCGGCCCACACUAGGAGCUUCCCGAAUCACAGUGCAAAGUGGUGAAGAUGGCACUGAGUAUAAUUUCUGCAGCAGCGACACUGUGGGAGAAGACGUCUUACAAUCUCUUUACCCUUGCUAA